Malassezia sympodialis ATCC 42132 is the source of this 1449-nucleotide messenger RNA. RefSeq lists its product as uncharacterized. The transcript has 3 exons. Bases 1 to 1449 code for a protein of 482 amino acids. Gene Ontology annotation, biological process: mitochondrial translation; glutaminyl-tRNAGln biosynthesis via transamidation. NCBI's taxonomy places the organism in Eukaryota, Fungi, Basidiomycota, Malasseziomycetes, Malasseziales, Malasseziaceae. Gene Ontology annotation, cellular component: mitochondrion; glutamyl-tRNA(Gln) amidotransferase complex. The record is from RefSeq and is a predicted model, not a curated record. Gene Ontology annotation, molecular function: glutaminyl-tRNA synthase (glutamine-hydrolyzing) activity.
AUGAAUGGCAGCGAACCUGUAUGUCACGUGCGAAAAAGCGUCUCCCCAGGCUUGCUCCAGAUAUUGAUCUACGCCAUGCUGGGCUAUGCUCGUUUUUUUGUCGGUAGGAAAACAAUUCCUCCGCAAUCGCGUGGCUUGUCUUCGUUUUCCUCGGGCCGAUAUGACCCUUAUAACGCAUUGACGGCUAGGUGGGAUGACGUGCCCGGAGGUGAAGGCAAACUUGGCGGAUGGUCCGUGAGCGUCAAAGAGAAUAUCGCCAUGGAAGGAAUUCCUACAACAUGUUCAAGCAAGAUGCUGGAGAUGGUUCGCAGGUUGCGUGGCCACGGUGCCCGCAUCACGUCCCGGAACAAUUGCGAUGAGUUUGCGAUGGGCGGUCUUAACAAGCACUCGCUCUUUGGCCCAGUCGCCAACCCAGCCCCUUACGAAAAUGUGAAUGAGCCUGACUUUGCAAAAUAUCCCCCUCGUGCGCCGGGUGGCAGUUCGGGUGGUGCUGCUGCUGCUGUUCGUGCCAACCUCUGUCGAGUCCGCUGGGGUGUCGUCUCUUACGCAGACUCGCUUGAUACUGUGGGUAUUAUUGCUCGUGUGCCGGAAGAUCUGGCAGUCACAUUUGACGCGCUGGCAGCUCCGGACUCUCACGAUGCAACAUGCAUUGAUAUGCCAAUGCGGGCGAAGCUCGCGAAUGAUGUGGGCUCUAUUUUGUCUCGCCUUCAAAAACCGCUGCAAGGCUUGCGCGUUGGAAUUGUGGCGCAGAUGUUCCCAAAGGAGCUUCACCCCGAGAUUGCUGAUAUUACGGACGAUGUGCUAGAUGCACUCCAGCAUUUGGGUGCGACACUAGUGGAUGUAUCGUUCUCCGUCUUGUCCAAAGCUUCGAGUGCAUACUAUAUCCAAGCGCUUUCAGAAGCGAGCAGCAAUCUUGGACGCUAUGAUGGCAUCCGCUACGGUUCCCAUCAUGAGGAACCACGAGGCACGUUUUUUAAAACGAUUGCAGCCAACCGAAGCGCCAACUUUGGUGAGGAAGUUAAGCGCCGGAUCCUUCUUGGCACAUUUGCACUCACAUCUGAAGCAUGGAAGAGCCACCUACAGACCUCAAUUCAAAUACGCAACGCUAUCACGCACCAGAUGCGCUCGAGCUUUGCGGCGCCCGACCAGCGAGUCUCGUCACAUGAGCGCAGCGGCGAUGAUGUGGAUCUCCUUGUAUACCCUACAGCCAUGCGCCUCGCCCCCCGUCUGAACGAAGAAACUGCCUCGGAAUAUGCGCAAGAUGUUUUGACAGUAUCUGCCAAUCUAACGGGUAUGCCUGUACUGUCUGCGCCAGCCUCCCGUACUGUGUCUGUGGAGAACGUGCGUCUGCCAACAGGGAUUUCCUUCCAAGCGCAAUGGGGCCAUGACCAGCUCCUGCUCCAUGUGGUAGAAACCCUGGCACGGAACUCAGAUGUGCUGGCCAUCUAG